Messenger RNA from Cloeon dipterum, 684 nucleotides. RefSeq names its product ER membrane protein complex subunit 5 (gene EMC5). The transcript is spliced from 3 exons. Bases 3 to 416 code for a protein of 137 amino acids. Lineage: Eukaryota; Metazoa; Arthropoda; Insecta; Ephemeroptera; Baetidae. The record is from RefSeq and is a predicted model, not a curated record.
GCAUGCCGAGGCCUGCGUUCACCAAACUGACGAGUGUUGUAUUGAUUAAUAUGGCGGCCGUCGUGUACAAAGUCAUUUUAAUCACCGGCUUUUUAUCGCUCUUUCACUCAGCCUUCUCUGCCGCUCAACAUCGGACGUACCUCCGUCUGACAGAGCAGGAGUUUGACUCACUUCCCCUAGAUAUCCUCUCGCAGGGUAUCCUCAGCCUCUUUGUGACUAUGUAUGGCCUGCUCCAUGUUGUUGGAGAAUUUAAAGAGAUCCGAGCCACCGUCGAACUGGAGGAGAAAACGUGGGACUUAGUGGGAAACAACCCGUCGUUCUAUUCAUUUAAUCACCGCGGUAAAACGCUGCAGCCAAAUUAUCAAAACGAGAAGCCUCCGAGCAGAUCGCCGCUCGACCUGAACAGUCCCAACUAAUACAUACAAAAAAGCAAGCAGCACGCAUUGUUGCCACUCUUUGAAUUUUUAUAACGAACUGUGGUGCCCUUAUGGCCUUCCUUGUGAAAGACGUGUGUGCGUGUGCUAUUCUGUCGCUGAUUUUUUUUUUAUGAUGUGUCUGAGGUUGAAAAUCCGCGAGUUGAAAUCAUUAUGUUCAUAAUUUUUUUUUCUGAAUGCAGUUCAUUUGUUUGCUUGAGUUAUGGAGAACCUGCGACCGGUCAAUAAAACCAACAGACUUGUAAUAUUA